CGUCGCCACAGGAAGCCCAAGAGCCCCCAGACCCACGAUGACUGCCGCCGUUGCCAAGAAGGCCGUGAGAUGGCACAAGCUGCCCUACACCAAGUUCCUGGUGCACGAGUCCAAGCGCUCCUACUUCCAGCCCUUCCUCAUCGCCGGAGCUGCUGCGUGGGUGAUCUGCGGCAUCCUCCCCACGCGUGGCGCCACCCAGGAGGACAAGGAGAAGAGCAACUACUGGAAGCGCGUCAACGGCAAGUUCGACCACAGCCACCACUAGGCGCGCUCGGACUGCCUCGGGGACGUGCGCGUAGGUUGAAGGAAAGGACGCGGCGUGGACGGAAGAGAGGAAAGAUAGCAGCGUGGCUUGUAGUACCUCCAGGAUUGGCGAGCUCUCGCUGUCUUUGAGGCUGCCUUCGGGCCCGUUGUCUCUCUCGUUUAACCCAGCUCUUCGUUUUCUGCAAUUUGGCGUCCUCUACGCGACGACGAUUUAAUUCAAACCCCUCAAGAAAUACACGAAAUGCGUGCUUGUUUCUUGCUAGCUUG
Phytophthora sojae is the source of this 531-nucleotide messenger RNA. RefSeq lists its product as hypothetical. The record is from RefSeq and is a predicted model, not a curated record. Lineage: Eukaryota; Oomycota; Peronosporomycetes; Peronosporales; Peronosporaceae. Bases 38 to 265 code for a protein of 75 amino acids. The transcript has 2 exons.